AUGGCGCCAAUAAGUGAGCAAGCUGUGUGUUUGGGAAAGAGACCUUCAAACCAUAGAAAAUUAUCAGCAAUAACAGCAAAUAGAAAACCUACAACAAAUCUGCCUUGCAAAGACGAUUACUUGAAAUUUGAGCUGCGAUAUACAGAUGUGAGCAUCGCGAAUGCCCUGCAGCGAGUGAUGAUCGCAGAGGUGCCAACGAUCGCCCUAGACUUGGUGGAAAUUGAGAACAAUUCGCCAGUACUCAAUGACGAAUUCAUUACGCAUAGGCUAGGCCUCAUCCCGCUCACCUCCAAGCGCGCAAUGGAGAUGAGCUUCUCGUGCGACUGCGAUCGGUGCGAUGGCGACGUGCAGUGCAAUGACUGCUCUGUUGAAUUCACCCUCCUCGCCAAAUGCGACGGUGACCAAAUCCUCGAUGUCACUAGCUUAGACCUCAUGUCCUCUGAUCAACAAGUCGUUCCCAUUGAUGUCGCCAACCGUGCUACUUGCGAUUACGACCUGACCGAAUGGAGGGGCAUAAUCAUAGUUAAACUUUGACGUGGUUAGGAAUUGAAGCUUCGUGCCAUAGCUAGGAAGGGUAUUGGCAAGGACCAUGCCAAAUUGUCGCCGACUGCAACGGUUACUUUCAUGUACGAGACUGGUAUUGAAAUAUCGAAAUGCUGA
Cryptomeria japonica (Japanese cedar) is the source of this 660-nucleotide messenger RNA. Its product is annotated as DNA-directed RNA polymerases II, IV and V subunit 3-like. The transcript has 2 exons. Gene Ontology annotation, biological process: DNA-templated transcription. The record is from RefSeq and is a predicted model, not a curated record. Gene Ontology annotation, cellular component: RNA polymerase II, core complex. Gene Ontology annotation, molecular function: DNA-directed RNA polymerase activity; protein dimerization activity. Lineage: Eukaryota; Viridiplantae; Streptophyta; Pinopsida; Cupressales; Cupressaceae.